Conger conger (European conger) is the source of this 3666-nucleotide messenger RNA. Its product is annotated as solute carrier family 12 member 9-like. Gene Ontology annotation, molecular function: potassium:chloride symporter activity. Gene Ontology annotation, biological process: chloride ion homeostasis; potassium ion import across plasma membrane; potassium ion homeostasis. The coding region runs from base 340 to 3138 and encodes 932 amino acids. Gene Ontology annotation, cellular component: membrane. The transcript is spliced from 13 exons. The record is from RefSeq and is a predicted model, not a curated record. Lineage: Eukaryota; Metazoa; Chordata; Actinopteri; Anguilliformes; Congridae.
CACCUUGCCGGCUGAACAAGUAGGGAGGAACGCCUAGCUGCAAGCGACUUUAAUUAAAUAGACAGCAGUCUCAGGCUUGCGGGUUGGUGAUAGUUUAGGAUUUAAAUAAAUCUUACGGUCUGUCGUGUGUGUAGGCUGAUGUUCCCCAACGUCCGCCGUGUUCAAACAAUCCGGGUUAAUUUUCCCCACGGCCAAAUCUUUUUUAUUGUUUUUAUAUUGUUUGAACAAAGGUCAGUUAGUUGUGGUGAACUCCCUUCUCAUCGUACAGGACUUCGACUUGUUGUCUAUAGGCUUGUAUUCAUCAAUUCCUUCUUUUAAAACGUCGUUUAUACCUUCGCCAUGACGGAACGGACUCCACUGCUACAUUAUCGCCUGUCCAUUAGCGUCCACGACUCGGUAAUCCUGCCUGCCCCCGAGAAAUCACCGGCAGUCGCUCGCCGGAAAAUGGCCAACGACCAGCCUCAGAAACUCUCCACCUUUUUCGGUGUGGUGAUUCCCACUUUGCUCUCCAUGUUCAGUGUCGUUGUCUUUCUCAGAAUUGGCUUCCUGGUGGGACAGGCUGGUCUGUACCAGGCCGUUGGCAUGUUCCUUAUCGCCUAUUUCAUCAUCACCAUGACCGUCCUCUCCAUCUGCGCCAUCUCCACCAACGGGGCGCUGGAUGCCGGAGGAGCCUACUACAUGAUCAGCCGGGCCCUGGGACCCGAGUUCGGGGGCAGCAUCGGGAUCAUGUUCUUCUUCGCCAACGUGUGUGGCUGCUCCCUCUACGUGCUGGGCCUGGUGGAGGCCGUCAUUGCGUCCUUCGGUGUUCCUGAAGACGGGGCGGUGGCCGUGACGGGGGCCCCCCGUGUCCUGCCGGUGGGGUUCUGGUGGUCCCUCCUGUACGGGACCGCCAUCCUGCUCCUCUGCCUGCUGGUGUGCCUGGUGGGCGCCCACAUCUACGCCCGGGCCACCUUCCUCAUCUUCGUCGUCGUCAUGGUGGUGCUGGCCAUCAUCUUCGUCAGCUUCUUCGCCGUGGCGCCCAGGGUGGUGCUCCUCCCCCUGGCCUCGCCCAACUCCUCUGGGCCGAUCAGCGGCAACUUCACCGGGUUCAAGCUGGGCACGCUGCUAGGCAACCUGGAUGCUGGUUACACGGUGGACUACACCACGGGCAACGUGAUGACCUUCGCCACCGUCUUUGCGGUCAUGUUUAACGGCUGCACCGGGAUCAUGGCUGGGUCCAACAUGUCGGGUGACCUGAAGAACCCCAGUUACUCCAUUCCCCGUGGGACCAUCACUGCCGUCAUCUUCACCUUCAUCAUUUACAACCUGCUGAGUGUGUUGGUGGCAUGCUCCUGUGACCGUGUGCUGUUGCGGGGGGACUACAGCUUCCUGCGGGACAUCAACAUCUGGCGGCCCUUCGUCCUCAUCGGUGUGUACUCCUCCACCCUGUCCGCUGCCAUGAGCAACCUGAUUGGGGCGUCCCGAAUCCUGUACGCCCUGGCCCGGGACAACAUGUUGGGCAGAGUCCUGUCCUUGGCCAAGAGGACGUCUCGGAGUGGCAACCCCUGGGUCUCUGUGCUCAUUUCCUGGUUUCUGGCGCAGCUGGUUCUGUUUGCCGGGCAGUUGAACACCAUUGCCAGCAUCGUCACAAUCUCUUUCCUGCUGGUCUAUGCUGCUGUCGACCUGGCCUGUCUGGCACUCGAGUGGGCCUCUGCUCCCAACUUCAGGCCAACGUUCCGGUACUUCACCUGGCACACCUGUGUGCUGGGGAUUGUGGGGUGCGUGGUCAUGAUGUUCCUGAUCAACGCCAUCUACGCCUCGGCGAGCAUAGCCUUCAUGCUACUGCUCCUGCUCAUGAUCCACUACCUGUCCCCCACCAGCAGCUGGGGCUACAUCAGCCAGGCCCUCAUCUUCCACCAGGUGCGCAAGUACCUGCUGAUGCUGGACGUGCGGAAGGACCACGUGAAGUUCUGGCGGCCGCAGGUCCUGCUGAUGGUGGCCAACCCCCGCAGCAGCAUCGGCCUCAUCACCUUCAUCAACGACGUCAAGAAGAGCGGCCUCUACGUGCUGGGGCACGUGGAGCUGGGAGACCUGGAUGCGUUGCCUUCAGACCCUCUGCAGUCCCGCCAUGAUUCCUGGCUCUCGCUGGUCGACCAACUCAACAUCAAGGCCUUCGUCAACCUGACGCUGUCCGACUCUGUCCGACACGGCGUCCAGCACCUGCUGUUCAUCUCCGGCCUGGGUGGGAUGAAGCCCAACACCCUUGUCCUGGGUUUCUAUGACGACUGCUCCCCGCAGGACAACCUGCAGGACAACCCCCUGCUGGCGGGAGGCUCCACGGACACCCUGCACCAGCCGAAGGACCCCGAGGAGCGGCUGUCCUCCUUCCACUUCCCGGCGCUGCGGGGCCGGGAGGGCGGGCGGGCGCUGGGGCCCCGGGAGUACGUGUCGGUGAUCGCCGACGCCAUGAAGAUGCUGAAGAACGUGGCGCUGGCGCGCUACUUCGGCCGGUUCGACCGCGGCGAGGCGCUGGGCCGGCGGGGCGGGGCGGGCCUCUUCGUGGACGUGUGGCCGGUGAACCUCCUGCGGCCCGACAGCUGCAGCUACGUGGACACCUGCAGCCUGUUCCUGCUGCAGCUGGCCUGCGUGCUCAACAUGGUGCGGGCGUGGCGCGGGGCCCGGCUCCGCCUCUUCCUGUGCGUGGAGGAGGGCCGCAGCCUGCCGGGCUCCGAGGGCAAGCUCCAGCAGCUGCUGCGGGACCUCCGGAUCCAGGCGGAGAUCCACACGGUGGCCUGGGACCAGGUGGUGGCGCUGCACUGGCAGAGGCGGGGCGAGGGCGAGGGCGGCCGGGCCGUCGAGGACGACGACGCCGCCGCCGCCGCCGACGGGGAGGAGGAGUCCGAGGUUCUGGGCAACCACGCCGGCGGUUUCCCCAGCAACGCCACCCAGCUGACGGACGAGUACCUCCAGGCGGUGAACCAGCUGGUUUUGGGUCAGGCCCACCCUCCCCCUGCCGUGCGCUUCCUCUACCUGCCCCGCCCGCCGGCUGACACCCGGCGGUACCCCGCCUAUCUGCGCCAGCUGGACCUGCUGACCCAGGACAUGGGCCCCACCCUGCUCAUCCACGGAGUCGCUCCCGUCAUCAGCACUGACCUUUGACCUCUGCCAUGACAUGGGUGUAAAUCGUGGCUGGGAAGAGGCGUUUGUCCUGUUAAUGCUGCUACUGACACUAGCGCUGGGAAGAGAAGACCAUUACUUGUGGAUUGUCUACAAUCCCAAUGGAAGUAGAAGGCUGCAAGUCUUCAACCCACUACUGUCUUGUCGAUUGUCUGUUCUGUUGCUGUUUUUUAUUGUAUAGUAGUUGAUACUGGUAUUGAACAUUGUCAUGUGUGCACUUUUUUUAAAGAAAAAAAAAAAAAAGUUUACAAUUUAAUAAAAUGGAUGUUUUAAUGUGUUCCUGUGUUCCUCUGACCGGCUGAAUACUGCCGUCUCUGGAGUUGCCUGUUCUGCAAUGCCAGGGUUUUCUGAACUGCUCUGGGGCCAGUUCAGCUGCCGUUGAAUCCAAUUGUAGAAAUGGGCGAGGCUGAAAAUCCAAUGGUGUUAGAUAUGGUAUGUAAAGGGUGGGAUGGGAAACCUGAUCUGAGAUUAUGCCCUUGUGCAGUAUUAAAGGUACAAACGUUGUUACAA